Molecule: messenger RNA, 1653 nt
Organism: Pezoporus flaviventris
Lineage: Eukaryota; Metazoa; Chordata; Aves; Psittaciformes; Psittacidae
Gene: HDAC8
Product: histone deacetylase 8
Exons: 11
Coding region: 66-1166 (366 amino acids)
Molecular function (GO): histone deacetylase activity
Source: RefSeq, a predicted model, not a curated record
GCGUGCUCCGGGGCCGGAAGUGCCGGUCUCGGCGUGCUCCGGUGUGGCGCAGCGCGGUAGCUCGGAUGGCGGCGGCGCCGGUGUACGUGUACAGCCCGGAGUACGUGGCCCUCUGCGACUCCCUCUGCAAAGUGCCCAAGCGGGCCAGUAUGGUGCAUUCGUUGAUUGAAGCGUAUGCCUUACUUGACCAGAUGAAGAUAGUCAAGCCUAAAGUGGCCUCCAUGGAGGAGAUGGCCAGCUUCCACACAGACGCCUACUUGCAGCACCUGCAGAAGGUCAGUGAGGAGGGAGACGAUGACCAUCCGGACUCCGUGGAAUAUGGACUGGGUUAUGACUGUCCAGCUACUGAAGGGAUCUUUGAGUAUGCGGCAGCUGUGGGAGGAGCCACCAUCACUGCAGCCCAGUGUCUGCUGGAUGGCAAGUGCAAGGUAGCCAUUAACUGGCCUGGAGGGUGGCAUCAUGCAAAGAAAGAUGAAGCUUCUGGCUUCUGUUACCUGAAUGACGCCGUCUUGGGCAUCCUGCGGCUGCGCCAGAAAUUUGACCGUGUCCUUUAUAUCGACUUGGAUUUGCAUCAUGGGGAUGGAGUUGAAGAUGCCUUUAGCUUCACCUCAAAAGUAAUGACUGUUUCUCUGCAUAAGUUUUCACCAGGAUUUUUCCCAGGCACCGGGGAUGUGACAGAUGUUGGCCUGGGGAAAGGUCGCUAUUACAGUGUGAAUGUACCCAUUCAAGAUGGCAUUCAGGAUGAGAGAUAUUACCAGAUCUGUGAAACUGUGCUAAAGGAGGUGUAUGCCGUGUUCAACCCGGAUGCAGUUGUGCUGCAGCUGGGGGCAGACACCAUCGCUGGGGAUCCCAUGUGCUCUUUCAACAUGACCCCUGAGGGGGUGGGCAAGUGCCUGAAGUACGUCCUGCAGUGGCAGCUGGCGACCCUUGUCCUGGGAGGAGGAGGCUACAACCUUGCCAACACAGCUCGCUGCUGGACAUACUUGACUGGGGUCAUCCUUGGGAGAACAUUGUCCUCCGAGAUCCCUGAUCACGAGUUCUUCACAGAAUAUGGUCCAGACUAUGUGCUGGAGAUCACACCGAGCUGCAGACCAGACCGCAACGAGCCACAGAGAAUUCAAGAAAUCAUUAACUCAAUCAAAGGAAAUCUGAAGCACGUUGUUUAGCAGAAAAGGAAGGUUCAGGUUUCUGCAAGAGCAUUUCCUGUGGGCAGCAUGGUGUGUUUAUGUGAGCAGCAGUGAAAUUCGUGGCUGUUGGGGAAAUCUGGAAGAAAUUACUGGUAGUUGGUGAUGUUUUUCUCUUCAAAGAAGAAAAGCUGCUGUGCACCAUGGGCACUGUGGCUCUCCUCAGGCAGGAGUCUGGGCCCUGGAGCCACAGGCUUCCAGUGUCUGCAGAGCCUCCCUUGCUCCUUCCUCUUUCCUUCUUCAACACCACAGAGUUUAUUCUCACAACUAGUUUUAAAUUUUUUUCAAGAGAGCUGUGACCCAGGCCCAGCACCGCAUUGCCCUGGGGGCAGGAGCACGGCCUCUACACUGCCCUGCUGGAGACAGGCCCAGGCCCGGCCAGGGCAUGGGGCACAGCCUGUGCCUCUGCCCAGGGAGGGGCCCAGCCAGGAUGUUUUUAACUGGGACUUUUUUUUUAAUCCAGUAUUUG